Molecule: messenger RNA, 123 nt
Organism: Dentiscutata erythropus
Lineage: Eukaryota; Fungi; Glomeromycota; Glomeromycetes; Diversisporales; Gigasporaceae
Source: the annotation of a GenBank genome assembly
AUCAAUCUUGAUAAAGAUGGCGAAGAAAAUAAAAACAACGAAGGAAAUGAAAAAGAAGAAGCCGAAAAGAAUGAAAAAGAAGCCGAAGAAGAGAAUGAAGAUAAUAAGGAUGAAGUACCUUAG